Ciona intestinalis (vase tunicate) is the source of this 2691-nucleotide messenger RNA. Lineage: Eukaryota; Metazoa; Chordata; Ascidiacea; Phlebobranchia; Cionidae. The record is from RefSeq and is a predicted model, not a curated record.
GUAUACCAAAAUAUCUUGAAAUAUGAAAAUACAUUGUGAUGUCAGCAUGAGGAUUGUGGACAAACAGUCACAUUCAUAGUCAAGAGAUGACGGUUGUAUUACAAAGAGAUAGGUUAAGUGGAGAUGGGAAAAGAGGAAAAUUAUUCUGAGUUUGAUGCAUCAGACGGAGGAAAGGAGGAAAAUGAAGAAGAGAAAUUAACUUGUUCGGAAACCUGGAAUGCGUAUCCGAAACAUAUCUUCUUUAUUGUUGGCAACGAAUUCUGUGAAAGGUUUUCUUAUUAUGGAAUGAGAUCUGUGUUGCUUCUGUACUUGCGUGACUAUCUACAUUGGGACGACGACACUUCAACAGCAGUCUACCACGCUUUUACUGUCCUUGCAUAUUUGUUUCCAUUAGUAGGAGCUAUAGUAGCUGACUCAUACUGGGGGAAAUACAAGACGAUAAUCUAUUUAUCUGUUGUCUAUGUGUUCGGUCAUGCAGUAAAAACAGUUGGAUCGAUUCCUUACGUACCGUCGCAAGUCGCCCAUGCCGUACUUUCAAUGUUUGGUUUGUUUUUUAUUGCUGUUGGGACUGGAGGGAUCAAACCAUGCGUUUCAUCAUUUGGUGGGGACCAGUUUAAGCCGGGACAGUCGUACAUUCGGAAACAAUUCUUUUCUUUGUUCUACUUUGCGAUCAACGCUGGUAGUUUGAUAUCCACGUUUGUAACCCCGAUAUUCCGUGCUGACGUGAACUGCUACCCCAACGAGACUGGCCCUGAGUUUGACCAAUGCUUUGCCCUUGCGUUUGGGGUGCCUGGUGCUCUAAUGGUAGUGGCCUUAAUUCUCUUUAUUGCUGGUUCACGUUGGUAUACCAUCUACCCCCCAGAAGGAAGUAUUUUCACAAAGGUUUGUAAAUGUAUCUACACAGCAUGUAAGAAUAGAUGGAACACACCUAAUGAUGUAAGAAACAAGGAGCAUUGGUUGGAAUAUGCUGACGCGCCGCCAAAACUUAUUCGAGACACCAAGUAUGUAUUACGAGUUUUGGUCCUUUACAUUCCCCUACCUUUCUUCUGGGCUUUAUUUGACCAACAAGGAUCAAGAUGGACGUUACAAGCUAUUCAAACCAACGGAUAUUUGGGAACUCUUCUCAUCAAACCAGACCAAGUAGAAGUCCUCAACCCAUUAUUAAUUGUCACUUUAAUCCCAAUAUUUGAGGCCACGUUGUAUCCGUUCUUACGAUAUUUCAAAAUCCCGUUCCCCCCAUUAAGAAGGAUGACAGUUGGUUUGGUUUUGGCGGGAUUGUCGUUUAUUGCAGCCGCUAUACUGCAGAUUGAAAUUGACAAAACUCUCACCCCCCUCCCUAAAAGUUUUGAGUUUGGUGUCCGAUUUAUAAAUUCCGCUCCAUGCAACGUAACUUUCAUCCCGGAUAAUGGAAUUCUUCCCGAUGUUACUGUGCAACCUAAUGAUAUAAGCACAAUCUUUUUCUACCACCACACUGAUACAGCAAGAUACACUUACCUUGCAUGCAAUGGAGAAACAACUACCAUACAAACAAAUGCUGCUAAAGAACAAGUUGUGGAAUUUGUGGUGUUUGGUGACCAGGCUCAAUCUAUAAAUAAGGUACCCAUGGUAACCCACAAGUCCGAAGAUGGAGGGGGCAGGUUUAGUGUUUUGAACCUCGAUCCCCAACAGCGCGACCUAGUGGUUGUAGUGACGAGUGUCGAGAGAGGGAAAUACCCGGAGAGACCAACAGAUGUCCUUCACACAAAUCGAUCGACGAGUAUCGACAUUGGAUAUGGAUCUGCAACGAUAACUGCUUAUGACAAAUCAACAUUUGGUGACAAUGAUGAGACUGGCAGUGGUGGCGGGAAUGUUGUUGUAUAUACAACUGAUCUAUACUUAGAUGUGGGAGGUGUAUACAGUAUUGUAUAUAAUAAUGGAAGUACAGGCUUCACUAACUUGGACCUAAACCCGAACACAAUAAGUGUUGCGUGGAUGAUUCCGCAAUUCCUUAUAAUAACCAUAGGUGAAGUAUUCCUCUCAAUUACAGGGUUGGAGUUCUCGUACACACAAGCACCCCCUAGCAUGAAGUCCGUCCUCACAAGCAUUUGGCUUUUCACGGUUUCUCUUGGAAACAUCAUCGUGUUAAUCAUCGCUGAAGCAAAGGGAAUCGAGAAGCAGUCGGAUGAAUUCUUCUUGUUUGCAGGACUUAUAUUUGUGGCUGCGAUUCUGUUUGUGUUCUUGGCAUACAGGUACAUUCCUGUCGACGAGAACGAAUUCAAAGAAGAGAUUUUGGAAGAAGAAAGAAAGUUCCGGGAGAGAGCCCGCUUGCACCGAGUUGAAGAAGAAGGGCAUUCCAUUAGAUGAUAUCAGUGUUGGGGAACUACCUAGCUAUGACGUCGCCAUCCAGGGGUCAAACGGGGUCACCAAAAAAUUAGAAUAUGAGCAUGAUACCCCUAUGUAAAGAAAGAUCUUUUUAAGUGUUAAUCUAUAGUGACAGAAAUAUGUUUAUAACGUCACUAUUGCGCAUACCGACGUCAUAAUUUUAAAGUUGUAUCAUAAUACGCAUUAUCUGACAAUCCCACUGUAGAAUUAUUGAUUAUGACGUAACUUUGCGGUCUACUUUUUGUGACGUCAUAGCAGUUGUAUAAAAAUACACCCAUGUUGACAAUAAGAAGAUUCCCGUGUUACUCUUGAAGGAGCAUGAGGUGUAUG